Arachis duranensis is the source of this 2205-nucleotide messenger RNA. RefSeq lists its product as uncharacterized. The record is from RefSeq and is a predicted model, not a curated record. NCBI's taxonomy places the organism in Eukaryota, Viridiplantae, Streptophyta, Magnoliopsida, Fabales, Fabaceae. The transcript has 3 exons. The coding region runs from base 1 to 2205 and encodes 734 amino acids. Gene Ontology annotation, molecular function: nucleic acid binding; zinc ion binding.
AUGACAGAUAAUAGUGGCUUGAACCUGGUGGCCUAUACUCUGACAGAAGAGAAAUCAAGCAAUAGACCUCCUCUCUUUAAUAGAAAGAACUACACUUAUUGGAAGAAAAGAAAGAAGAUCUUUAUUCAAUCAGUAGAUUAUAGACUCUGGAAAAUAAUCUUCGAAGGUCGUCAAUUUCCAACCACUACAAGAGCUGAUGGUGUGGUUUCUCUCAAAGGUGAAGGCAGUUGGACUGAAGAAGACAGAAAAAAGGUGGAGCUCAAUGCCAAGGCUAUCAACUUGCUCAACUGUACAAUCAGUUUCGAGGAAUACCGAUGGGUAUCAAGAUGCACAACAGCAAAGGAAAUCUGGGACAAACUUCAAAUCACUCAUGAAGGACCAACUCUAGUGAAGAAGACUAGAAUAGACAUGCUAAACAGAGAGUAUGAAAUGUUCUCAAUGAAGGAAGGAGAAAUGAUAGAUGAAUUGUUUGAAAGAUUCAACAUCAUCAUCAAUGGCUUGGAUGCUAUGGGGAUCACAAAUCCAGAAUCUGUGCUUAUGAAGAGAAUUUUGAAAAGUCUUACAAAAGAAUGGGAAACUAAGACAAUAGUGAUAUCUGAGAGUAGUGGUCUUGAUUCCAUGACUUAUGAUGAUUUGAGAGGAAAUUUACUUGCUUUUGAACACACAUACUUGAAAAAAGAUACAAAAAAGAAAGGAAUAUCUCUCAAAUCUGUUACUAACCCUCUGGAUAAUAAAUCCAGUGAUAACUCUUCUGAAAAUGAUUUUAUUUUGUUUGCUAAGAAAUUCAGAAAAAUGGUAAAAAUGAAGGAAAGAAACAAAGGAAGCAACUCAAGGAAGAAGGAUCUCAGCAAAGUGAUCUGCUAUAAAUGCAAAGAGGCUGGACACUUCAAAUCUAAUUGCCCCAAACUGAAGAAAGAAGAGAAGCCGAAAGAAGGAAGGAAGAAGGAACUCAUGGAUUCUUGGAAAAACUUGGAAAACGAUUAUGAUGAAGAUGAAGAAUCUGAAACCAAGUCUCAAACUUGCCUCAUGGCAGAUCACGUGGAACAGGUAGUUUUCCCUAACCCUGACACUGAAGACCUUCAUCUCAUGAUAGAUCACCUUUCUGAAAAGAUUAGAUGCUUCCUAAGAGAAAAUCAAGAUCUUGAGUCUCAAAUUGCUAUUCUAAAAGCUGAAAAUGAUUUUUUGAAAGAUAAACUAAGGGAGGCUGAAACUGCUGUUGAACUUGUUGAAGAAAACAAGCAGUUACAAGCUCAAAUUAAAAUUUGUGAAUACCACCAUUCGGUAACUGCAAAUCUGAAUUAUUUUGAAGAAAAUAAGUGGCUGCAUAAAGAGAUAAAAAGGCUUAAAGAAGACUUAACCAACUUUGCUCAAAGCUCAGAAAAUUUAAAUAAACUCUUGGCUAGUCAAAAACCUCUUUAUGAUAAAGCUGGGUUGGGUUUUCAUAAAUUUGGAAAAUCUGUUGAAAAAUCUUCUUUUACAAACAUGACAUCAUCUUCAAAUGAUGUAAGGUUUCAAAACUCAACAAGCUUUGUGAAAACAGCAACUCAUAGAUUUUGUAGAUUAUGCAACCGGAAUGGACACUUUCCUAUUCAAUGUUUCUUUAGUGAAAGAAUAAUUGGAGACAAAGUUUGCCUAGCAUCCAAGCGGAAGGACAACAUGUGGUAUAUGGAUAGUGGAUGCUCUAAGCACAUGACCGGAAAGGCAACCUUCUUCAUUAAGCUUGAUGAAUAUGAUAGAGGGUUUGUCACUUUCGGUGAUAAUGGAAAAGGAAAGAUGGUGGCCAUAGAAAAAGUUGGUAAAAGCUUCUCUUCCUUCAUAAAUGAUGUUUUACCUGUUGAUGGGCUGAAACACAAUUUACUAAGCAUUAGCCAAUUAUGUGAUCUUGGUUAUGAAUUUAUUUUUAGAAAAUUAGAUUGCUUAGUUAUUUGUGAAAAAUCUGGAAAAAUCUUGUUUGAAGCUAAAAGGUGUAAUAAUGUGUAUGGAUUGACUCUUAAGGAUUUAAAAGAUCAAAAUGUGACAUGUUUUACAUCAUUUGAAUCUGAAAAAUGGCUUUGGCAUAAGAAAUUGGGUAUGCAAGUGACAUCCCCCUCUUUGUCGAGAGCUUGGAACGUCGGUUUCCCAUCUCGCCCUCACGAGCCAUUCCAGAUCACGCCCCAGCUAUCCACACGAGGACCACUCCGAACCGUUCGGUACCCGACUUAUUGA